This is a messenger RNA of Oryza brachyantha (malo sina), 2416 nucleotides long. RefSeq names its product peroxisomal acyl-coenzyme A oxidase 1-like. Gene Ontology annotation, biological process: long-chain fatty acid metabolic process; lipid homeostasis; fatty acid beta-oxidation using acyl-CoA oxidase. Gene Ontology annotation, cellular component: peroxisome. Lineage: Eukaryota; Viridiplantae; Streptophyta; Magnoliopsida; Poales; Poaceae. The record is from RefSeq and is a predicted model, not a curated record. Bases 167 to 2176 code for a protein of 669 amino acids. Gene Ontology annotation, molecular function: acyl-CoA oxidase activity; FAD binding; fatty acid binding. The transcript has 13 exons.
AGGACUGGAGGAGUAAUAAAUAGCGGGAGAGAGGGAGAGGCAAAUCCCAAUCCCCUUCUCUCCCUCCAGUGCUUCCGUUAUUUCCCACCGAUCUCGAGCUCGGAUUGAAGGAGGCGGCGCAGGGCAGAUCCAAAGAGGCGGCGCAGGCGGAUCUCGAGCUCCUCUGAUGGAAGCAGGCGGCGCAGGGGAGGUGGACCAUCUCGCCGGCGAGAGAGCCACUGCACAGUUCGACGUCGACCACAUGAAGGUCGCGUGGGCAGGCUCCCGCCAUGCUGUCGAUGUCGCCGACCGCAUGGCGCGCCUCGUCGCCUCCGAUCCGGUGUUCCGCAAGGAUAACAGAACAAUGCUCCCCAGGAAGGAGCUGUUCAAGGACACACUCAGAAAGGCAGCUCAUGCUUGGAAGCGUAUCGUCGAGCUACGUCUUACAGAAGAGGAAGCAAAUUUGCUAAGGCUAUAUGUGGACCAGCCCGGUUAUGUUGAUCUGCACUGGGGCAUGUUUGUUCCUGCUAUAAAAGGUCAAGGGACCGAAGAGCAACAGAAGAAGUGGCUACCUCUGGCCUACAAGUUCCAGAUAAUUGGAUGCUAUGCUCAGACUGAACUUGGCCAUGGCUCCAAUGUUCAGGGUCUUGAAACAACUGCCACAUUUGACCCAAAGACUGAUGAGUUUGUUAUGCACAGCCCAACUCUGACCUCCAGCAAGUGGUGGCCUGGUGGCUUGGGAAAAGCUUCCACUCAUGCAGUCGUGUAUGCUCGUUUGAUAACUGAAGGAAAGGACUACGGCAUACAUGGUUUCAUCGUGCAACUGCGAAGCCUAGAGGACCACUCUCCCCUUCCUGGUGUUACUCUUGGUGAUAUCGGUGGAAAAUUUGGUAGUGGUGCAUACAACAGUAUGGAUAAUGGAGUUCUGCGAUUUGACCAUGUGCGCAUCCCAAGGGAUCAAAUGUUGAUGAGGCUUUCACAAGUUACAAAAGAGGGAAAAUAUGUGCACUCAAAUGUCCCAAAGCAGCUGCUUUAUGGGACAAUGGUCUUUGUUCGUCAAACAAUUGUUGCAGAUGCUUCCAAGGCUUUAUCACGUGCUACUUGCAUUGCCGUAAGAUACAGCGCUAUGAGAAAGCAGUUCGGCCCCCAAACUGGUGGCCCUGAGACUCAGGUCCUUAACUACAAGACUCAGCAAAGCAGACUCUUUCCAUUGUUGGCUUCAGCUUAUGCAUUUAGGUUUGUGGGUGAGUGGCUGAAGUGGCUAUACACUGAUGUCACACAUAAACUGGAAGCUAAGGAUUUCUCAACACUGCAAGAGGCCCAUGCCUGUACUGCUGGGCUGAAGGCUGUGACAACAUCUGCGACAGCUGAUGGAAUUGAAGAAUGCCGGAAGCUGUGUGGUGGGCAUGGUUACCUGAACAGCAGCGGGCUUCCUGAAUUGUUUGCUACCUAUGUUCCUGCCUGCACUUAUGAAGGAGACAAUGUUGUCUUGCUUUUGCAGGUUGCAAGGAUUCUAAUGAAGACUGUUUCCCAGUUAGCUUCUGGAAAACAGCCUGUUGGUACAAUGGCUUACAUGGGCAACGUACAGUACUUGAUGCAAUGCAAAUGUGGUGUAAAUACAGCUGAAGAUUGGCUCAGUCCUGCUGCCAUAAGAGAGGUAUUUGAAGCUCGGGCUCUCAGGAUGGCGGUGAAUUGUGCCCAGAACAUAAACAGGGCGCCAAGUCAAGAAGAAGGUCUUUAUGAGCUAUCCCCUGAUCUGCUAGAGGUGGCGGUGGCCCAUAUCCAGCUGAUCAUUGUAACAAAGUUCAUUGAGAAAGUGGAGCAGGACAUCCCUGGGGAGGGGGUGAAGGAGCAGCUGCGCAACCUCUGCAACGUGUACGCGCUGUAUCUGGUGCACAAGCAUCUGGGCGACUUCCUGUCGACGGGGUGCAUGACGGCGAGGCAGGGGGCGCUGGCGAACCAGCAGCUGGGGAAGCUGUACGCGCAGCUGCGGCCCAACGCGGUGGCGCUGGUGGACGCCUUCAACUACACCGACCACUACCUGGGCUCCGUGCUCGGCCGCUACGACGGCAACGUCUACCCGGCGCUCUACGACGAGGCCUGGAAGGAUCCCCUCAACGACUCGCCGGUGCCGGACGGCUACCGCGAGCACCUCCGCCCGCUGCUCAAGCAGCAGCUCAAGCUCUCCAGGCUAUAGAUGAUGAUGAUGAUUCAUCCAACAAACAUUCCUUCCAUCUUAUUAUACAUUAUUAACAAUAAAUAAUCGGCAUGCAAUUUAAGGUGCUGGCUGGCUUUGUUUAUUAGUAUAUAUAAUAUAAUAGUCUUGUGCCUGUCUUUAUUGUUUUCGAGAGAGACCUUGUUCAAGCGCCUUCAUUCUACUAUACUUAUCCAGGUGUGAAAGUUUACUCACCAUUUCACAGGAUUCAUGUACUGAGAU